CUAACAUUCAUGCAAGGUAUUUCACUAGCCAAUGUUACCACAAGGUCAAGCCUUGCGGAACAAAUAAUGGCCACCACCGUGACCCUCUCCGCCUGUUGGUUUUUACUAUUUCUCAAUGGGAUCAUGUUGUUCACUUUGAGUAACAAAUGUAUGUUUCGGGAGACAUCGCGCUACAUACUGCUGUUUAACCUGCUGCUCGGAGACACGCUGCUAAUAGUUGUCUCUCAGCUGAUUUAUUGUUUGCACUUAUUUCACAUCAGAGUCAUGUAUCCUGUUUGCAGUGUACUGGUCCUUUUCGGUACUCUCUUCAGUAGGAUUUCUCCUUUGGUGCUGGCAGUUAUGUCGCUGGAGAGAUAUGUAGCUGUGUGCCACCCUCUCAGACACGCCUCCAUCAUGACCAGAGAGAUCACAGUGAGGACCAUGCUUGGAAUGUGGAUCGUGUGUUUUAAAAUUGCUCUCAUUCAAAACCUAUUAAUUUUGAUGUUUCCUUUUGAACAGCUGGAGAGUCUGCAAAUGACACAGCCAUGCCGUUACAUUGCUAUGUUCCUCGUGCCCUUUUACGAAAUAUACAACAAUACCAACUCGGCUUUGGUGUUCUUUGUUGCAGGCCUGACCAACAUUGCCAGCUACGUUGGCAUAGUCAUAGCAGCCAGAUCGGCAACCACGGACAAAGUCUCUGCGCGUAAAGCAAAAAGCACAUUGCUGUUGCACCUGGUGCAGCUAAGCCUCAGCCUUUUGUCAGUGAUCUACACCAAUAUCCUCACAAUUCUCUCACCUUUGUUGAACUGGGUAGCUUUUAACCAAAUGCAGAUCUUUUUGUUUGUGUGCUUUGUCUUAUUGCCCAGAUCUCUGAGUUCACUCGUCUAUGGGCUGAGAGAUCGAAGUCUCAGAGUUGAACUCAUCUAUCUAUUCUGCUGA
This is a messenger RNA of Nerophis lumbriciformis (worm pipefish), 918 nucleotides long. The record is from RefSeq and is a predicted model, not a curated record. Lineage: Eukaryota; Metazoa; Chordata; Actinopteri; Syngnathiformes; Syngnathidae.